Moneuplotes crassus is the source of this 1236-nucleotide messenger RNA. NCBI's taxonomy places the organism in Eukaryota, Ciliophora, Spirotrichea, Euplotida, Euplotidae. The record is from the annotation of a GenBank genome assembly.
UGAAGAUGAACAAUCCAAAUGGAAACGGUCCUGGUUUUAAAGAUCCAAAUGAUACAAAGAACAUUAUAUUCCAGCAUUUUAUGGAGUUUGAGGGCAAUAUGAAGAAGGGAAAGGAUGGGACAGACGAGAACCCUCCACAAUUUUCCAUGCCUGAGGGGAUUUUCCCAAAAAUUGAUUUCCCACAAGGCUUUGUUCCAGAUAUGAACGGUCCUCUUUUGCUGGGAGGAUUCCCACAACCAACACAAGAGUUUGAUACAGCUUUCCAGACUCCAAACUUUAGCAUGGAAGGAAAACUUACAGGAGAGGUUGAAAGCCCUCAUUAUUGUCAUACUGAAGGCCCAGAGCCAGCAUUAACAGAGCAGCAGAUAAAGUUUAAUGAAUAUAUUUUGCAUGUUCGUCCACAAAAGUUAUUGCUUUACCAAAACCACCUGUUUAAUGUGAUGCAGCCAAAGAAGACUCAGAUUGACAUAAACAUGGAUAAUCUUCCAGAAGGGAUUCACUAUACACAUAUUUUAGAGUUCUUCAAGUUCAAUGGGAUCCAUCUUGAGCCGAAGCAGGUGUAUAUCAAAGUUAGAGGACUUUCAAAGGACAAGUGCACGAUUAAUUGCUAUAAUAACUAUGAACUCGCUUGGAAGAUGGUGAGCCUGUUCGGAACUAAGUUCACUGGGAGAUGCCUCAAACUUGAACUUCCAGACUAUGAAAGAGGCCAUAAACCUCGUAGUAAUACUUUUGAUGAGUUUUGUAAGGAAUUUGAUAGCAAAGCAGCAAGAAAGCUAUCCGCAGCUAAAGCUGCAGAGAAAAUUCCCAGAAAAAUCUCUGCAAAUAAAAGUAGUAAAGAGAAGGAGGAAGUUAAAGAGAAGAUAGAGACUGAGGCUCAAGCCUGGGGUACUGAACUUAGUCUUGGUGAUGUCAUUGGCUGUCAAGCAGAAGAUGAUGGGUUCCAAGAAGUCAAGCCAAAAGGAAAGCCGAAGCGUAAAGUCAGAAGAGAUAGCCAGCCUGAGAAAGACCAAGAUGAAACUACAAGAGGGAGAGGCAAAGGUCGCGGACGAGGACGUGGUCGUGGUUUUGGAAGAGGCAGAGGAGAAAGAGGAAGAGGUAGAGGUGAAAGAGGCAGAGGAGAUAGAGGCAGAGGUGAGAGAGGAAGAGGAGAAAGAGGAAGAGGAAGAUAUAGAGGUGGAUAUAAGGAGUACAAGCAUAGCAAUACCGGUUUUAACCCAAGAAGUGAAGAAUUUUAAG